This is a messenger RNA of Larimichthys crocea (large yellow croaker), 4448 nucleotides long. RefSeq names its product bri3 binding protein (gene bri3bp). Gene Ontology annotation, cellular component: mitochondrion. The transcript is spliced from 3 exons. The record is from RefSeq and is a predicted model, not a curated record. NCBI's taxonomy places the organism in Eukaryota, Metazoa, Chordata, Actinopteri, Sciaenidae. Bases 205 to 906 code for a protein of 233 amino acids.
UCCAAAAAGCGCGAGAAGCCAAUUCAAGGGCGCGGAAGGAGCGAGGAGUUUACGAGCCGCAUUGAAGGCAACACGCCUUACCACCAUCACAGCCAGUCUGUCAACCCCCCAGCAAGGUGUCGCUUCCAGGCAGCUAUCUGCUCGUUUUAUUACACCGUUUUUUGAUACAUAUUUCUGCUCGACAUCUUUUGGGACUUUGGUGCCAUGAAGGGAAUCAGGUUUUUCGUGAUUUUCUUGGUGCUUUCCGCGUCUGUGCUGUACCGUACCGAAGCGGCCAGGAGCAGGACCAGCAACCAGAACAGCUUCCGACGGGCAGCUAAUGGCAUCUACCAGACCCUGAGCAGCGUCUUUGGAGAGGACAACAUCAGAGGGUUAUACAAGUUUUUCUCCAAAACGACAGAGCGGUUUGUCCAUGGAGUGGACUCUUUUCUCGACACCAUCUGGAAGAUCUGGUCGGAUUUGCUGGAUGUGAUGGGCAUCGACUCUUCAAACCUCAGCCACUACUUCAGCCCCACAUCUCUCACCAACUCUCCAGCACGCGCCCUUCUCCUUGUCGCUGCUGUUCUCCUGGCCUACUGGUUCCUCUCCAUGUUCCUCGGGGGUUUCUUUUACCUGCUCCACGCUGUGUUCGGUCGCUUUUUCUGGCUGGCACGCGUCACACUCUUUGCCCUGUCCUGCCUCUACAUCCUGCAGAAGUUUGAGGGUGACCCUGAGCGGGCUGUCCUGCCACUGUGCUUCAUCAUGGCGGUGUACUUCAUGACGGGGCCGGUGGGAGCGUACUGGCGUCGGGGAGGAGGCGCAGGUUCGCUGGAAGAGAAAAUCGACCACCUGGACACUCAGAUCCGGCUGCUUAACAUCAGGCUGAGCCGUGUCAUAGACGGCCUGGAACGCACCGGCGACCAAUAGUUGGCAGCGAGGAUGAGGGGGAGGGAGGGGAUAAAGUACAACCAGCUGCAGUUGACGUCAGAAUUCUGUUUCCUUUAAACAUCUGCAGCAACACAACUACUGGGUUACCUAUUUAAAACUCUAUUGUAUUUGAAAAUAGUAUUUUAACUCCUUGAGCUGAUUUUAGUUACAGAAUAACUGAAAAUCCUCAGAGGUGUGGACAGUUGACUUGGCACUCAUGCAACUCAACCAAACAACAAUUUAUACUUUAUUUUUGUCUCAAGGCUUUUUGCGAGGUUUGUUGUCAGAGGGAUAGACAUCCAUGGUUUUCUAAAUGUUGGCAUAAUUCUACUCCUCGGCUACUUUUGAGAAAAGUUGGGGCUCGAAUUUUUGGCGUUUGGAUAAGCAUUGUCGAUGCUUGUGUUAAACAAAUACACAUAUUUGAUGUAUCUUUGUUUAUUUCUAUCCUUGUGAAUAACCUGGGGCUUAUGAUCCCUCCCUCCCCUUUUUGAAACUAUUGAAGUAGGAGCGGGAUUAGGUGUCUGAUGCAGGGGACAGCUACAAACAUUGUAUUUCUAAUAUGUAAAAAUCCUCAAGGUGUUGGAUAGUUGUUCAUAGUAAGAUUUAUUUAUUCCAUUGUCCAUCCAAAAUGUUAAAAUCAUGUAGCUCUUGAUUGUUUCUUGGAAGUCACCGUACCAUAGUGGCAAUAGUUUGACAUCAGGACCUCUUUUUCAUUGUGUGUGUUUGUGUUUGUGUGUAUGAGCAGAUGCAUCUGGGUGAGCUACUCCAAUGUGUGCGCGAAUGCAUUAUUGUUUGCGUGUGUGUUUCAAGCUUGUAAAAUGGAAAAGCACUGUAUUAAAAAGUCACCAUCAGACUAGGAGAAAAUGCAGACAGGCAGCAAUAUCUCAGGAACUCAACCAACACACAUAUAGAAUCGGAAAAGAGAUAUCAAGUAUAUUAAAAUCAUGUCUUGGUCUCUUUGAGUCACAGUUUUUCAGAUAUGGAUUGAAUUCCAUCUCUGUACGGUACAAUACUUACUGAUAAACAAGCGCACAGUUUGUUCUUGCAUCAUGUUGGAAUUGAAGUUUGAUUAAUGUGUCUAAGACCAAAUUGAGCUUUUUAUUCAUCGUUUUGAUACUUGUGUGGAAUUAUUGUGGGGAUUUGAACUGCAGCUAAUGGACUUGAAGCAUUUUUAAAUGUGUGAGUGCACAAACAAAUUAUCCACAACAGUGGAUAACAAGAAAAGUCACAUCACACUGGCUUAAAGUACAUCUUAAUACAUCUUUCUUUUUCUUUCUUUUCUUUUUUUAGUGAAAGUGUGAAAUCAACUUCUCAACUUGAUUACAGAUUAAAUUAGGUCUAGUGCCUUUGAGCUUUGAAGCUUGUACUGUAUAAUCUCAUUCGACCCUGCACCUGCAUUGGAAAAGACAAUAUUCUAAAUUGUUUCAUGUUAGUAUGAUUACAGCUCUUACCAGUAACUUAAUGAGAGAUCUACAACCAGCCUGAUUAAUAGAAACCGUGCUUCAAACACAUGCUUAGUGUGCAUCACUGUAGCCAACUCCAGUUUGUUAGUUUGAUAUGGCUUUUUAUAUCUGUAUUAUUUCUGCCAAUGUUUUUUUUAAUAUAUAUUUCUCAUCGUGAGCUGUCUUAACCGGCUGAGACUUUACCUGCCAUGCGCCUCUAUGUUUAUCUCAUCAUCUGGUCAUAUUCCUUGUUUUGUUUUUGUUUUUGUAAUUUCAAUUUUUACAAUCUGGACUCUGUAAACAUGUUUUUAUACAAAUGACCCUAAUGCUGUGCAUAUUUUGGGGAAAUAAAUGUUGCUUUCAGCGUCUCGUGAGGAAGAUUGAGUAAAGGAGGACACAAGUCAGUAAUGUUACACAAUUGUUGAAUUGAUCAGUAUUUACAGCAGUGACACUCUUCAGCAGCUAUGUGUGAAAUGCUUUUUGGGAUGCUUUUUUUUUUUGGUCCCCCUCCUUAAUGUUUCUCAGCGUAGUAAGGGUGCAGAUGUUGCCAUUUCAUGUAUUCUGGAUACAUAUAUUCUUAUUACAAUAGUAUUGCCUUACAUCUUAAUUUUGGAAUCAGGGGUUAGUCCCAGCAAAAUGCAACAAAAAUAAUACAGGUUGACUUAAUGUGUCUUAUUGUUUGAAAAUCUCUCAGUUUUAAAAGAUUUCCUCUGCAGUGAACCCUCCAUCUUAAGGUAGCCCAUAUAGCCAAAUCAGUCUGGGAUUUUCUUGCAUGCUAUGUUUUUAUGCCUAUAAACUGUGUUAUGUUAAAUUAUAUACAUGUUGUGGACUGCUUAGGUAGAGAACACUUCUGAAAUGUGACGUAAUGAUUAGAUUUGGGAUUUGUUUCAUUAUGAGUCUUAUUUUUUUUUCUGUACUAAUACAGUCGACAUUUGCACUGAUGACUGUACUGUAUAGACCAAAUCAUCACACUUACGUGGGCUGUUUUACAAUCUGAGACCAAACCAGACACAAACCUUUUGAAUCUCUCUCAUUCCAUCAUCAGCCUUUCAGUCUUAUGCCGUAAUCUCUGACAUUUUAGGCAAAUUUUAAAAUGCGAGAAGUGAAAAUUGUUUUCUUCUGUAAUUGGCUGCAUUAAGGCUGACUUGAAAGAGGGGCUUCAUGAUGGUGUGUUGUAAGUGUGUGGUUACAGUCAGUAGCCAGUGACUUGUCUAUGUGUGAUUUAUAAAGGUGUUAAUAGAAUUGUAAAAUUAAUGUAUGCCACUGAAGGAAAGUUUUAACCAGUUCUUCAACAGACUGGUGGUCUAACGUUGGAGUCAAGUUAUUUUAAGGGUUAGAUUUAUUUGUAUGGAAUUCAAACAGACGCAUGGUAUUGUAUCGUAGAUGCUUCAAGGUGUCAAAAGAGUCAGGAUUUUGAGGGGUACUUAUCAGGUCUUGUAUUUUUUACUAUGACUAUGAAAACUGUUAGAGAAGAAAGAACAGAAGUGAAAUUAGAGUUUUCUCACUGUUUUACUCAUAUUUUCAUCUCACAAAAAUGUCUGAAACAAAAACCAGCUUGAAAACACUCUAAAGGCACCAAAAAGGAGACUUGAACCGUCCUUUGAAAUAUGGACUGUAAACCUACUCGUGUACCACUUGACAUUACUACUUGGAUGUUUAAAGAUGCCAGUGAAUCUUUCUGUUAUUAUCUCUGAGUACUGGAUUGAAUGCUACAUUCAGAUUAUAUUUAUUUUGUCUGUUGAAUGGCUAGUAAUUCCAUGAAUUUAAUGUACUGUACCUAAUAUUCCAUGUAGCCUGCUUUUUUGUAACAUGCUGUGCCAAUAAUGUAUACUUUUCUUUAAUGAUUUGUAUCUUUUGAAUUAUGAGUAAUUUUUUUUUUUUUUGUAUCAUCUCAUCGAAAUAUUUUUAGACCAUUCUUUUAUUCGGAAUAUUUCAGUACUUCCGUGAUGUGGCAAGCACCAAACUGUUCUGCGUGCUGUCGUCUACUUUGUGUGUGAGUGCGUCUUUAACAAAACCUGCUAAAUGAUGGCUAAAUGAUUCUUGUGUUGUAUCAAAAGUGAAAAUGAGGUCCAGAUUUGAAUAAAUUAAAGCACCACAGUA